AUGGCGCAAACAAACCCGAUCCACGCGAGCCCCCUCGAGGACGGCAAGGACGCCCUCGCGUCGGAGCAGGAGGUCGACGACGUCAUCGAGGCCAUCGGCACGGGCGUCUGGCAGUACGCGCUCAUCGUCCUCCUCGGCGCGCUCUUCCUCGCCGACAGCGUCGAGGUGUCGCUCCUGUCGUUCCUCUACGAGUGCGUCGGCGCGGCCUUCGAUCUGACGACCUUCGAGGCCGCGAGCGUCGUGUCGGUGGUCUUCGGCGGCGAGGUCGUGGGCGCGCUCGUCGCCGGCGCGGUGUCGGACCAGGCCGGGCGCAAGGGCGUCGCGCUCGUGUCCGGCCUGGGCGUCGCCGUCUUCGGCCUCGCGAGCGCCUACUCGCCGGACUACGGCACCUUCAUCUCGUUCCGCGGCGCCGUCGGCAUCUUUCUGGGAACGUUCGCGGUGCCCUUCGACCUCCUGGCGGAGAUGCUACCGGCGAAGACGCGGGGCCAGGCGCUCAUCUGGCUCGAGGUCGGCUGGGCGCUGGGCGCCAUGUACGCCUGCGCCGCGGCCUGGGUGGCGCUGCCGAUCUCCAGCUGGCGGAGUCUGACGGUCGCGUGCGCGGCGCCGCCGGCGUUCGUCUUCCUGGGUCUGCUCUACUGCCUCGACGAAUCGCCCAGAUUCCUCAUCGACCAGGGCCGGCGCGCCGAGGCCGCGGCGAUCUUCCGGCGCGUCGCGGCGAAGAAC
Aureococcus anophagefferens is the source of this 723-nucleotide messenger RNA. RefSeq lists its product as hypothetical. Gene Ontology annotation, cellular component: membrane. The transcript has a single exon. The annotation marks the transcript as partial. The record is from RefSeq and is a predicted model, not a curated record. Gene Ontology annotation, molecular function: transmembrane transporter activity. Gene Ontology annotation, biological process: transmembrane transport. NCBI's taxonomy places the organism in Eukaryota, Pelagophyceae, Pelagomonadales, Pelagomonadaceae.